Drosophila novamexicana is the source of this 1370-nucleotide messenger RNA. RefSeq lists its product as uncharacterized. The transcript is spliced from 3 exons. NCBI's taxonomy places the organism in Eukaryota, Metazoa, Arthropoda, Insecta, Diptera, Drosophilidae. The coding region runs from base 109 to 525 and encodes 138 amino acids. The record is from RefSeq and is a predicted model, not a curated record.
GUGUUCUUCGCAAAUACUUUCAAAAUUAGAAAUUUACAUAGAAAUUGGAAUAGUUACAUCCUCAGCACAUAUCGUAAUACUCAACCUUGGUAGUGUACUUUAUCAAGCAUGAUUGUUUUGAAGACAUUUCUGUGUUGCAUGUCUCUACGACUCGGGUGCGUCUUACUUGGCUACUUUAUCAUCCUGCACGGUUUUGCCAAUGUGUAUUUAGUUGUAUUGGAAUACGGACAAAUAUGUCAUCGCAUGAUCAUGAUAUGGAUUCUGCAUGCGCAGAUCAAUAUUAUUGCUGGAAUCUUACUAUUGACUGUCGCAUAUAAUCCUCAAACACUCAACUAUUUACUGCCCGUACAAAUAGUUGUGAAGCUCACGAGUUUAAUUAUCGAAUUAAUAUUCUACCUGCUGAUGUCCAGUGCAAGCAUUGAAGACGAACUACUGGUCGCAUACUCCUUUCUCUCGAUUGGCACUACUAUCUAUGUUGUGAUUGUUGUUUACUCCUUCUAUCAGGAGACGGAUAAUUCAUUUUAAGCAUUAGGUGUUGAAUUAGAGACCAGAGGCUCGGCGGCUGCUGGCUGACUGCUGCUGCUGCUGCUUAUCAUGGCCAAAAACGGUAGUUGGUACGGUCAACGUCAGCGGACUUAAUCACAGCGUGUAGCAUUUUGUGCCGUGAUUAAACGCAAAUUUAUUAGACAAAUGUUGCGCAAUUGGUCGCCAGCAUCAGGCUGCAGCGCAUAAAUCGUGCGGGCCCAAUUGUCACCAGGCUCCAAUUCAGGCUUUAGACCCAGCCUAGAGCUUCAGCUAUAUGUGUGUAUGUAUAUGCAGAGGCUUUGGCUUAAUUAUCGCCGCACCGUUGCGCUACAUGCGUGCUAAUUGAGUGCGGUGACCAGUGACCAACUGACCAACUGAGCUGCUAAGCUGCUGAGUUGGCGACGCGGACAUGGACUUGGACAUGAACGUGGACGUGGACGUGGACGUCGACGCCACGUCCUGCUAUGAUAACAACAACGCGACGACAAACGCACGCUGUGCCAAAAUGAAAAUUAUGUUGCAAUCCUCAAUGCUCAGCGCUCUCGGUGUUCAGGAGGCCGUUGCCUGGCAACUACUGAUCACUGAUCAGGGGGGCUUAAUUAAUUUCGUUGAUUAAUUGAAAGUGCGCCUUGACUUGAUUUUUUCUUUUUUAUAUAUAUCUCUUAUCUUCUGGUCACUCGGUUCAUUCGCUUUGGCAGUGCAAAGUUGAAGGCAAGUAUGAAAAAUGUGUUUGGGCUGUACUCGUAUGUUUCGGUAGUAUCUUGAGGGCGUUGCCGUCGUUCCAACCCUUUGGUCCAUUACUCUUAACCGAUACGAUUCGAUUAUGGCUAAAAUUAUGACUGACC